AUGUUGCUGAUUUUGUUCCUCGUAAUAAUUUGUUCCCAUGUUUCUGUGAACCAAGAUUCUGGCCCUGAGUAUGCAGAUGUCGUGUUUCUGGUGGACAGCUCUGAUCACCUGGGAAUUAAGUCCUUUCCUCUUGUAAAAAUGUUCAUCAACAAAAUGAUUAACAGUCUCCCCAUAGAGGCCAGCAAGUACCGCGUGGCCCUGGCCCAGUACAGCGACAAGCUCCACGAUGAAUUCCACCUGAACACGUUCAAGAACAGGAACCUCAUAUUGAACCACCUCAAGAAGAAUUUCAGGUUCAUUGGCGGGUCCCUGCGGAUAGGAAACGCUCUGCAGGAGGCUCACAGGACCUAUUUCUCUGCACCUGCAGAUGGAAGAGACAAGAAAGAGUUUCCCCCAAUUUUGGUGGUCCUGGCUUCGGCCGAGUCUGAGGAUGAGGUGGAAGAGGCUGCAAAGGCCCUGCAGAAAGACGGGGUAAAAGUCAUCUCUGUGGGGAUGGAGAAAGCUUCUGAGGAAAACCUGAAGGCCAUGGCCACGGCUCAGUUUCAUUUCAACCUUCGGACGGUCAGAGACCUCAGCACGUUUUCCCAAAACAUGACGCAGAUCAUCAAGGAGGCAGCAAAGCAUGAGGGAAGAGUGGCCGAUGAUACCCACGUAGAAGUUUGCCAAGGCCCUUCUGUGGCUGAUGUUGUGUUCCUGUUGGAUGUGUCAAUCAACGGCAGCCAAGAGAACUUUGACUAUCUUAAACAAUUCCUGGAAGAAAGCAUAUCUGCCCUUGACAUAAAGGAAAACUGCAUGAGGGUUGGCCUCGUGGCCUAUAGCGAUGAGACUAAGGUGAUAAAUUCGCUAAGCAUGGGCAUAAAUAAGUCAGAGGUUCUCCAGCACAUACAGAACCUCUCUCCCCAGGCUGGGAAGGCCUACACUGGAGCUGCCAUCAAAAAGAUCAGGAAGGAAGUCUUCAGGUCACAGAAUGGCAGUCGGAAGAAUCAGGGGGUGCCCCAGAUAGCGGUGCUGGUGACCCACAGAGCUUCAGAAGACAACGUGACAAAGGCAGCUGUUAACCUCCGGCGCCAGGGCGUGACUAUCUUCACCCUGGGCAUAGAGGGGGCCAGUGACACCCAGUUGGAAAAGAUAGCAUCUCACCCUGCCGAGCAGUUUAUCUCCAAACUGAAGACCUUCUCUGACCUGGCAGCUCACAACCAGACGUUUCUGAAGAAGCUGCGGAAGCAAAUAACACACAGAGUCUCUGUCUUGUCCGAGAGAACCGAAACCCUCAAAUCUGGUUGUGUAGACACUGAGGAAGCAGACAUCUAUCUGCUCAUUGAUGGCUCAGGGAGCACACAGGCCACAGACUUCCAGGAGAUGAAGACCUUCCUGUCAGACGUGGUGGGCAUGUUCAACAUCGCCCCCGACAAGGUGCGGGUGGGGGCCGUUCAGUAUGCCGAUAGCUGGGAUUUGGAAUUUGAGAUCAAUAAAUACUCUAACAAGAAUGAUUUGGGAAAGGCCAUUGAGAACAUCAGGCAGAUGGGUGGGAACACAAACACAGGUGCAGCCCUGAAUUUCACACUCAAACUGCUGCAAAAAGCAAAGCAGCAGCGAGGAAACAAAGUGCCAUGUCACCUCGUCGUGCUGACGAAAGGCAUGUCCAAGGACGACAUCUUGGAACCUGUGAACAGACUGAGAGAAGAGCACAUCCGCGUUCAUGCUAUUGGGGUGAAGGAAGCCAACCAAACGCAGCUGCGAGCGCUGGCAGGCGAGGAGAAGAGAGUGUCCUACGUGCAUGACUUUGACACUUUGAAAGACAUCAGAAACCAAGUCGUGCAAGAAAUCUGUGCCGAGGAAGCCUGCAAAGAGAUGAAAGCCGACAUCAUGUUUCUGGUGGAUAGUUCUGGCAGUAUAGGACUUGAAAACUUCGGCAAAAUGAAAACAUUUAUGAAAAACCUGGUGACCAAAUCUCAGAUUGGGGCAGAUCGGGUGCAAAUUGGCGUCGUCCAGUUCAGUGACGUCAACAAAGAGGAGUUUCAACUCAACCGAUUCAUGUCCCAAAGUGAAAUCUCAAAUGCAAUAGACCGAAUGCCUCACAUUGGAGAAACCACCAUGACCGGUAGUGCCCUAACAUUUGUGUCUCAGUACUUCAGUCCCGCCAAGGGAGCCCGGCCCAAUGUCAGGAAGUUUCUCAUCCUCAUCACGGAUGGCGAAGCUCAUGACAUAGUAAAGGACCCCGCAGUAGCACUUCGGCAAGAAGGCAUAAUUAUCUACUCUGUGGGAGUGUUUGGCUCCAAUGUCACCCAGCUUGAGGAGAUCAGCGGGAGGCCGGAGAUGGUAUUUUAUGUUGAGAAUUUUGACAUCCUGCAGCACAUUGAAGAUGACCUUGUUUUUGGAAUAUGCAGCCCCCGUGAAGAAUGCAAGCGGAUUGAAGUUUUGGAUGUUGUGUUUGUAAUCGAUAGCUCUGGCAGCAUCGACUAUCAUGAAUAUAAUAUCAUGAAGGACUUUAUGAUUGGCUUAGUGAAAAAAGCCAAUGUUGGCAAGAAUCAGGUCCGGUUUGGAGCUAUGAAGUAUGCUGAUGACCCAGAGGUGCUGUUUUAUUUGGAUGACUUUGGCACAAAAUCAGAGGUGAUUUCAAUGCUCCAGAAUGACCAGCCCAUAGGGGGCAACACCUAUACUGCGGAGGCACUAGGCGUCUCUGACCACAUGUUCACUGAAGCCCGAGGCAGCCGCCUGCACAGGGGAGUCCCACAAGUCCUCAUUGUCAUCACCGAUGGGGAAUCCCACGAUGCUGAUAAGCUCAAUGCCACAGCGAGGGCUUUGCGGGACAAAGGCAUCCUUGUCUUGGCUGUGGGGAUUGCUGGCGCCAAUCCUGUGGAGCUGUUAGCCAUGGCAGGAUCAAGUGACAAGUACUUCUUUGUGGAGACUUUUGGAGGCCUGAAGGGGAUAUUUUCAGAUGUGUCGGAUAGUGUCUGUAACUCUUCAAAAGUAGAUUGUGAAAUUGAAAAAGUAGAUCUUGUUUUCCUCAUGGAUGGUUCAAAUAGCAUUCAUCCGAGUGACUUCAAGAAGAUGAAGGACUUUUUGGCUUCUGUUGUUCAGGACUUUGAUGUCAGCCUCAACAGAGUGCACAUAGGAGCAGCCCAGUUUAGCCACACCUAUCGGCCAGAGUUUGCACUGGGAACUUCCAUCGGUGAAAAGGAGGUGUCAUCUCAGAUUGAAAGCAUCCAGCAGAUCUUUGGAAACACACACAUUGGGGCUGCGCUCCGGCAGGUGGGGCACUACUUCCGGCCAGACAUGGGCAGCAGGAUCAAUGCAGGCACCCCACAGGUGUUGCUGGUCCUCACAGAUGGUAAGUCCCAAGACGAGGUGGCGCAGGCCGCUGAAGACCUGAGACACAAAGGUAUUGAAAUCUACUCCGUGGGCAUCGGGGACGUGGACGACCAGCAGCUCAUUCAGAUCACCGGGAAUGCAGAUAAAAAACUGAUGGUGCAUAACUUCGAUGAACUGAAAAAGAUCAAAAAAAGGAUUGUUCGUAACAUCUGUACCUCGAGGGGCGAGAGCAAUUGUUUCAUGGAUGUUGUGGUGGGAUUUGAUGUUUCAACUCAGCAGAAAGAGCAGACUUUGCUCGAAGGACAGCCUUGGAUAGAAACCUACCUUCAAGACAUCUUACAUGCCAUCAGCUCCCUCAAUGGGGUAAGCUGUGAGGUGGGCACGGAGACUCAGGUUAGUGUGGCUUUCCAAGUGACAAAUGCCAUGGAAAAAUAUUCUCCCAAGUUUGAGAUCUACAGUGAAAACAUACUGAACAGCUUGAAGAAUGUAACAGUUAAAGGACCAUCUCUUCUCAACGCAAAUCUCUUGAGUUCUCUAUGGGGUGCAUUUCAGAACAAAUCGGCUGCUCGAGGAAAGGUGGUCCUUUUAUUUUCAGAUGGAUUGGAUGAUGAUAUUGAAAAACUUGAACAAAAGUCUGAUGAACUUAGAAAAGAAGGCCUGAAUGCCCUCAUCACUGUUGCUUUGGACGGAGUUGCCCAUUCAGGCGACCUGGCUGAUCUUCUUUACAUUGAAUUUGGGAGAGGAUUUGAGUACAGGACACAGCUCAGUCUUGGCAUGAGGGAUCUUGGGAGCCGGUUGUCAAAGCAUCUGGUCAAUGUUGCUGAAAGGACAUGCUGCUGCUUGUUCUGCAAGUGCAUUGGAGAAGAUGGCACAAUAGGAGAUCCUGGGCCACAGGGGAAAAAGGGAACUCUAGGUUUUAAAGGCAGCAGCGGAUACCAGGGAGAGGAGGGUGCUGCUGGAGAAAGAGGAGACCCUGGACCAGUGGGAGAGCAAGGCACUAAGGGCUGCAAUGGUGCCAAAGGCCCGAAGGGAAGCAGGGGAUUGAAUGGACAAGAGGGAGAAGUUGGGGAAAGUGGAAUCGAUGGAUUAAAUGGAGAACAGGGUGGCAAUGGUCUUCCUGGAAGAAAAGGAGAAAAGGGUGAUGAAGGAUCCCAGGGAAGCCCAGGAAAGAGAGGGACUUCUGGUGACCAUGGAGCCAAGGGCCUGCGAGGAGAUCCUGGAGUUCCUGGAAUUGACAGUAGUAUAGAAGGACCCGAGGGCUUGAAAGGAGAACGUGGAAGACAAGGUAGAAGAGGCUGGCCAGGCCCCCCCGGGACACCAGGCUCCAGAAGAAAGACGGCAGCUCAUGGCCGAAGAGGACUUACAGGCCCACAGGGAAAAACCGGCAUCCCAGGCCCAGAUGGACUUGAAGGCUCACUGGGACUUAAAGGGCCUCAGGGCCUGCGAGGAGAGGCUGGUGUGAAAGGAGAAAAAGGAGGUCUGGGAAGUAAAGGUCCCCAGGGGCCUCCAGGACCUGGAGGAGAAUUAGGGAAUCAAGGCCAUUCGGGAAUCCAAGGAAAUAAAGGAGAACCUGGAGAUCUGGGAGAAAAAGGAGCUAUUGGCUUUCCAGGGCCUCGAGGCUUGCAGGGCGAUGAUGGCAGUCCAGGUUACGGUAGCAUCGGAAGUAAGGGAGCAAAGGGGCAAGAGGGAUUCCCUGGAGAAAGUGGACCUAAGGGUGAGACUGGGGACCCCGGUGGUCCCGGAGAGACAGGACCCAAGGGAGCUGGAGGCAAAACGAUAUCUGCUGGGCUUCCAGGAGAGCUGGGAUCCCCUGGGGAGCCAGGACCUCCUGGACGCAAGGGUGUGAAAGGGGCAAAGGGAUUGGCUUCAUUUUCUACAUGUGAGCUCAUGCAGUAUGUGCGGGACCACAGUCCUGGCGGACACGGAAAACCCGAAUGCCCGGUGCACCCGACCGAGUUGGUGUUUGCCUUCGACCAGUCCCGCGGUGUCACGGAGCAGGACUUUGAGCGGAUGAAGGCGAUGACGGCGUCCCUGCUGGCACCGGUCCGAGUCCGGGGGAACAGCUGCCCCGCGGGCGCGCGCGUCGCCGUCGUCUCCUACGGCUCCCGUGGCUCCCACGCCAGGCGCCUGGUCCGCUUCUCCGAUGCCUACGACAAGAGCCGGCUUCUCGGGGAAAUCGCGGCUAUUCCUUACGAGCCGUCCUCAGACGGCCGGCAGAUCGGCAGAGCCAUGAGGUUCAUCUCCAGGAACGUCUUCAAGCGAACGCUCCCGGGGGCUCACACGAGAAGAAUCGCCACGUUUUUCAGCAGCGGCCAGUCGGCCGACGUCCAGUCCAUCACCACGGCCACCAUGGAGUUCAGUGCCCUUGACAUCGUCCCCAUCGUCAUCGCUUUCAGCAACGUGCCCUCCAUCCAGCGCACGUUUGCGAUUGAUGACACUGGCAUGUUCCAAGUAAUAGUGGUUCCGUCUGGGGCUGACUACACACCAGCAUUAGAGAAACUCCAGCGGUGCACUUUCUGCUACGAUGUAUGCAAACCAGAUGCUUCUUGCGAGGAAGCCAGACCACCCCCUGUGCAGUCUUACAUAGAUGCUGCUUUCCUUCUGGAUGGCUCCCGGAAUGUGGGAAGUACUGACUUUGAAGACAUAAGAGGCUUCCUGGGAGCACUAUUAGAUCAUUUUGAAAUCACCCCUGAGCCCGAGACCUCUGUCACUGGAGACCGGGUGGCCCUACUGAGCCAUGCUCCCCCUGACUUCCUUCCCAACAUUCAGAAGAGUCCUGUUAGAACCGAGUUCAACCUUACCACCUACAGCAGUAAGCGCCUCAUGAAGAGGCAUGUAGAAGAAUCAGUUCAACAACUAAAUGGAGAAGCUUUUAUUGGUCAUGCCUUACAGUGGACCAUGGACAAUGUCUUUUUAAGUACACCCAAUCUGAGAAAAAACAAAGUCAUAUUUGUAAUAUCUGCUGGGGAAACCAAUCACUUGGAUGGGGAAACCUUAAAGAAAGAAUCCUUGCGAGCCAAAUGUCAGGGGUAUGCCGUAUUUGUGUUUUCCCUUGGUGCUGCUUGGAAUGACCAGGAACUGGAAGAUUUAGCCAGCUACCCUUUGGAUCACCACUUGGUCCAGCUUGGCCGAAUUCAUAAACCUGACCACGGAUAUGGUGUGAAGUUUGUGAAAUCCUUUAUAAAUUCAAUCAGGCGUGCAAUCAACAGAUAUCCACCAAUAAACUUCAGAACAAAAUGCAAUAGACUCAGCUCUACAGAUCCAGAGCAGCCCGCACGACAAUUUCAAAGCUUUGUUCCUGGACCACAUAAAACUGCCCUCAAAGAAGAUGCAUUACAGAAGGCAAAAUUCUUUCAAUAUAAAAAAAUAUUUUCAAGAGUGGCAAGACAUGGCAGAGAUGAUGCCAUUCAAAAUUUUACCAGAAACACAUCCCAUACCUUUAAAAAUGGAAAAAGGGUGAUAACUGCUCCCAAACAACAUGAUAAAGGAAGUGCUCGAACAAUUUAGCCUAGGAACCGUGGUAAGACUUGGACUCUAAUAAUAACUAAAUCCACUGCCAGAACUCUGGGCAACUUUUAUCUGGAUAUCUACCUGUAUCCACAGGUCUGUUCUGGAGAGUGAAGGCACAGGUUGUAGAUUAGCAGGUAACUUGGCCCCCUGCACUCACUGGUAUUAAGAUAUAUCUUGUCCAUUUUAUUUGACAACUCCUGACAAUUCUAGCACUCUAAGACUGAAAUGUCCAAGAACUGUUACCAUUAGAAGAUGGAAGAAUGAAAGUAUUUUGAAAAGUCUGAAGGAGGUAUAAUUUGAAGGUAAAUUUUACAGUUAUGCAUGUGUGUACAUGGGCCGACGCUAAUUCUUUUGAUUGUCUCUGUCCAGUCCAUUUUCUGCAAAUCAAACUUUCUUUCCUCAUCUAGUACUGUUUAUCAAUGCUCAUCUGUUUAACCAAAGGUAUUUCUUAAUGUUUUGGGCUACUCCGACAUUUAUCGUAGAAAUUGGUGCUGUUUGUAUAUGUCAUAUUUUUGAAAAUUUGACCUUCCAUGACUAUUCCAUUUAAACAUACCGUUGUCUCUGUGUAGACUGACUAGUCCAUAGAUGGGCUUGUGCUGGAAGGUUUCCUCCCACCUUCUGCAGUUGUUUGCUGGGACCUGUGAGAAGCAGAGGGGUAAUUUUCUCGAGCUCUAAAUCCUCCUAUACUCACUGAGAAACUCAUUAAUUCCAUUUAUGUCCUUAAUUAAUUAAGGACAUAAAUUGUUUUCGAGCUGGUAGUUCUGUUUUCAUUAUCGAGCUUCCUGCCCAGCCAUUUUGAUGGAUUUCUAGUCUUUCUCUCCUGUUAUAGUCUUUUAUUAAUUUUCACUAAUCCAUAUAUUGUUUAGACAGGAGAGUAAAGACACAACUUGUCAUGGGUGAAGCUCUGAGUUACUUAUACCCAGCAGGUAGCUAUUUAGUCGACAGUGAACUGCACCAAAACAGGAUUGGCAAAGCUCUAAAAGGAAGAUUAAAUGCACACUGAGUUUGGGAAAGGUAAGAAAAUUUGUUAAUGUUUUAAUCUACAAAUCCAUAUGGGGUUGCAGAGAUGUCCAAGAGAUCAGAGCAAGUUAAAACAUGAAAAGGUGUUUGAAGUGCCUAGCCUCUACUAGCGUUCUCUGAUGGCUCUGUCUCCUCAUCUCCUCAUCCACAUCGAAUUCUUAGUCUUAUGAUGGGGCUGAUAUUUAACAACCCAAAGUAGCAUUAUUUAAUUUAGACACAAUAUUUGGAACUUACCUCAGUCUAAGAGCUGGCUCCACAGUUGGUAGCGAUUGCCCUGCUAGGGAGAGUAUCACUCUCUUUGGGAAGGCAGAGAAGCCCUGCUUGGACGUGUGGGGUAGAUGGUUAUUGGCACCAAAGAUCAGUAGGGUGCAUUCAGAUUUUCCUUUCUAUACCUUUUUUCCUAAAACCUGGAAAAAAGAGCGAAUCUACAGUAUUUUUCUAAAUCACUUUUGCCAUCCUCACUCGGGCAGCUCCACAGAGAUAGCUCCCAAUGUCUAGAGGAGCAAUAAAUCCAAGGAGUUAAAUGUCUUAUUCAUGCUCAGGUAAUAGAGAAGAAUAGAACACAUCAGGUUUCUUCAUCUAUCCUAAAUGGUGACUAGAGGUUCAGGAAAAAUUUAUGUUGUACGUGCAAGAAAUUGAUGAGCAAUAUUUAAAAGCAUUAAAAGAUUUUUCUAGUUAAUUUUAGAUUAAGCACAAAUUCCUUUCUUCUGUUUAUUGUUGAAAAUAUUUUUAAAAUGUAUUUGUCUGUUUUUCUCUGCACUGGUAGUAAGUAAAGCACACCAAACAAAUAUUCCUUUGGUGAUUCAUAAGAUUAUUUUAGCAUUUUGGGACAUCUUUUUAAUCAUUAAUAGGUGCACGGUCUGAAGUAUACUGCAAAUAGACGUUCCUUUUUAAAAAUAAAUCCCUAGUGUUAGCAUUUUCCAUGAUUUACCUCUUUCUGCUAAAAGUGGAAAGCAGCAAAAAUUGAGUGUAAAUUUAAUAAAGCCCUAGUUAAACCAAAAAUCACACAAACAAAUGGUGAUGCUUCUCGGUUUAAAAAUGUAAAUUAAUUGACUGUAAAGGACCUUCCUUGUAUUAUCUCUGCCCUGAGUUAUGAAUCAACUUGUUAAAAGAAAAAAGGAAAGUAGAAGUUAAAGAGAUGCAACUUAACAUGGGAUCAGACUAUAAUAC
Messenger RNA from Cynocephalus volans (Philippine flying lemur), 9012 nucleotides. RefSeq names its product collagen alpha-6(VI) chain. The record is from RefSeq and is a predicted model, not a curated record. Lineage: Eukaryota; Metazoa; Chordata; Mammalia; Dermoptera; Cynocephalidae. The transcript has 36 exons. Gene Ontology annotation, molecular function: extracellular matrix structural constituent conferring tensile strength. Bases 1 to 6819 code for a protein of 2272 amino acids.